Seminavis robusta is the source of this 1878-nucleotide messenger RNA. NCBI's taxonomy places the organism in Eukaryota, Bacillariophyta, Bacillariophyceae, Naviculales, Naviculaceae. The record is from the annotation of a GenBank genome assembly.
AUGGUGACGAGAGAAAAGAAACGUCUUAUCUUCCGUUGGCAGAAGGUGCUGUGGAUGUCAACACUCUCGCUACAAGGAACUAAUGCAUUCUUGGAAGCCGGGAGGAAACCCCGGCCGCGGUGUUGUCCUCUUCAAUCCCCAGUUGCACUGCUACCGCUACAGGAGAAAUCUUUGGUCAGUACCAUCGGUUACCCUACUGCCAGCAGCACUUGUCUCCCCUCUUUGAGGCUAAGUUUUCUGGAGGACUUUGCUCCCAGCACCACCCAGCUUGUGCCCAUAUUCUCCUUCGUGUCUACGCUGUGGAAACACGCGCAAGGAGUAUUUGAUCCCCUCUUUCAGCCAGUCCAGGGGCAGAAGCUCCAAGCAUUGUCGGGGGCAGUGACAGCCAAUUUGGCAAGCUUAACUUUCUGGAAGGAUUUCACAGCAUCGUUGCAGCGCGUGGGUGAAGUUUCUUUUCUCACUCUGCUAUUCGUUUCGUUGAUGCAAGGUGGAGUGGCCGUGUUUCAGUAUAGAACAAACCCUAGUGGAGAAUUAAUGGUGCCUCCAGGGCUUACUGUUGGAGAAGAACUACCACUCCAACAACUGCCACUGAAGAAUGGAACCCAGCAACUUACACCCACUACCAUGGCGUCCUUGAUACGAUCAGGAGCUCAGUCCAACUCUACAACUACGGGCACUACAGACACUACAGACAAUGCUCUUUUUGCAAGAUUGAAUGCGCAACGACAAGAGCUGCAGGCUCUGCUUUCUGUUGAUGAAGAAGAGGAGGGCAAUCUCCAAGAGCAAAGCCGGUAUGCCAGGAUUCUACAUCGUGUCAAUCGUCUGCUGGUGGUGUUGGUUCCGUGGAUAGCUGGGCACGCCACUUUUAUUUUACAAAGAAAUGCACACCUGUUUCACAUUGGAUCGAUCCUGACUCUAACGAGCAUCUUUGAUACACCCCAAAGCUUCAUUCAAGGAUAUCAAAAAAGGAUGGUGGCUCAGACCAAUGCCUCAUCCCUUGCAAAACCAAGUCAAUUCAGUCUUUCACAAGGCGAUCAGGAGCAUUUGGUGGUCAUUGGAGAUUCACUGGCAGUAGGUUUGGGCAGCGUUGACAAGUAUGACAAAAACAAAAACAACGACCUUCCCUUCUACCGAAUAGAGAAUCUUGGCAACCCCCCUGAGGAAUUGACCACGUCCAGCAGCUCACAACAAUCCCAAGGCAGCAACCAACGAAAGAAAGCAGGGCCAGCGUUUCCAAAGUCUCUCGCACGAACGUUGGCGCAAAGGCUCGAGAAACCUGUUAAAUGGCGGUCGGCUGGAGUCGACGGCGGAGACAUUGAAAACAUACGAAAAUACUGCCUUGGCGUCAUUGAAGAGGAAAUCUCUGCGGGGAGGACACCGGAUGCAGUAGUGAUUCUUUGCGGUGCAAACGACAUGAAGUACUGCUUAUCGAAUCCCUUACAAAGGUACAACUGGCCCAAAGCUUUCCGCUCCAAAUUGAAAAAGCUCAUUGAAGACAUCCAAGCCAUGGCACCAGAAGUGACCAUCAUCCUCCCUGCCCUUCCAACUCAAACAUUCCACAAGAACUCGCCUCUGAAUGUGUUUCCUCUUGGCUUCCUGGUGGACUCUAUGAUGGGCUUUUGGGACUCGCAAAAGAAGUGUGUAGCAGAUUCCUUCGACUCAAUAGGAGUCCAGUACAUUGGAUUGUCACCCAGAGAAGUUGGUAAUUGGUACAAGGUCUCGCAUGAACCACACGAUAACAAACCGUCACCUCCUCGAGCCGUGACACUGCUUGCACAAGACGGGGUCCACCCGAACGCACGGUGCUACACGAAUUGGGCACAGGCAAUUGGCAGAAAAGUGAAACGACAGUUUGGCAAGAACCAAGUCAAGGCCUGA